Molecule: messenger RNA, 5508 nt
Organism: Synchiropus splendidus (mandarinfish)
Lineage: Eukaryota; Metazoa; Chordata; Actinopteri; Syngnathiformes; Callionymidae
Gene: frmpd4
Product: FERM and PDZ domain containing 4
Exons: 18
Coding region: 236-5134 (1632 amino acids)
Cellular component (GO): cytoskeleton
Molecular function (GO): protein binding
Source: RefSeq, a predicted model, not a curated record
CUGAGAGUCCCAGUCUGGCUCUGAAACACAGGGCGACAGAUCAGAUGUUGAACCCCUGCCUCCAGUACCCAGCUGCUCCACCAGGGACACUGGAUCACGGCGUCAGACAACCGUCCAGCUAAUGGGAUCCUCGGCAGGGUAUCGGUGUCUGGGCCGGCCUCCUCUGCCGGGCUGCGUCUCGGACCGGACUCACUCGCCUUAAGGAGCCGCAGCCGUGGACACCUGCCUGCGGGAGAUGGACCUUCAGGAUCAUUCGGAGGAGCUUCCUCUUCACGGGAGCUCGGAUGAGGAACCAGAGAGCCACAGGACCAAAUCGUCAGGUUGGCCGCCACCUUCAGGGACCUGGAACGCCUCGCAGGGACCGCCCAACGGAUGGGACGUGGGCUCCAAUAGAGAGGGGCGCGACUGCUACAUGAAUCACGUCUCUCAGAGCAACUCCCUGGAGGAGGUUCGUCUCGAUGGAGACAAGUUUGUGCCCCCAGCACCCCGGAAGGUGGAGAUGAGACGAGACCCGGUGCUGGGCUUUGGCUUCGUCGCAGGAAGUGAGAAACCAGUCGUGGUGCGUUCAGUGACCCCAGGGGGUCCCUCGGAAGGUAAGCUGAUCGCGGGGGACGAGAUCAUCAUGAUAAAUGAUGAGGCAGUCAGCACGGCGCCCAGGGAGAGGGUGAUCGACCUCGUCAGGAGCUGCAAGGAGUCCAUCCUGUUGACCGUGGUCCAGCCCUAUCCAUCGCCCAAAUCGGCCUUCAUCAGCGCCGCCAAAAAGGCCAAACUAAAGACCAAUCCCGUGAAAGUCCGCUUCGCCGAGGAGGUUAUCAUCAACGGCCAAGUCCCUGACACAGUGAAGGACAAUUCCCUCCUGUUCAUGCCAAACGUUCUGAAGGUGUACCUGGAGAACGGGCAGACCAAAUCAUUUAAGUUUGACAGCAACACAUCCAUUAAGGACGUGAUCCUGACGCUGCAAGAAAAGCUGUCCAUUAAAAGCAUUGAGCACUUCUCCCUCAUGCUGGAGCAGAGAGCCGAGGGAUCGGCCAGCAAACUCAUGCUGCUGCAUGAACAGGAAAUGCUAACUCAGGUGACCCAGAGGCCCGGCUCUCAUAAGAUGAAGUGCUUUUUCAGAAUAACUUUCGUCCCAAAGGAUCCUUUAGAACUGCUCAGGAGAGACGCCGUGGCGUUCGAGUACCUCUACGUCCAGAGUUGUAACGAUGUGGUGCUGGAGAGAUUCGGGUCAGAGCUGAAAUAUGACACGGCUCUCCGUCUGGCUGCCCUGCAAAUGUACAUUCUUACCAUCAACACCAAGCAGUCCCAGAAAGUUUCCCUCAAAUAUAUUGAGAAGGAGUGGGGCUUGGCGUUGUUCCUGCCUCCUGCUGUGCUGUCGAGCAUGAAGGAGAAGAACAUCAAAAAGGCUCUUACUCACAUCCUCAAAACCAACCAGAACCUGGUGCCACCGGGAAAAAAGCUCACGGCCUUGCAAGCAAAGGUCCAUUAUCUGAAGUAUCUGAGUGACCUGAGGCUGUACGGAGGCAGAGUCUUCAAGUCCACACUCAUACAAGGAGAAAAGCACACGGAGGUGACCUUGCUGGUGGGGCCCAAAUACGGCAUCAGUCAUGUGAUCAACACCAAAACAAAUCUGGUGGCACUUCUUGCCGACUUCAGCCACGUGAACAGGAUUGAGAUGUACACAGAGGACGAGAACCGAGUCCGGGUGGAGCUCCAUGUCCUGGAUGUGAAGCCCAUCACUCUCCUAAUGCAAUCUGUGGACGCCAUGAAUCUGGCCUGUCUGACCGCGGGCUACUACAGACUACUGGUGGACUCUCGGCGAUCCAUUUUCAACAUGUCAAAGACUGCAGAUGGCCAAGCCACAAAACUAAAGCAGAACUACCAACCCAUCGAGUGCACGUACAGCACCCCGCACAAGGGCUACGAAGACAGAACCAGCCAGAGGUGCAGUCAGGAAUUCUCGGACCAGGAGGGGGAAUAUCCCGACUGCGGGCGGUACGACGGCCAGUCUGUCUACAUCUCCGAGAUCCACCAGCCUCAGCACUCCAUUCAUAUGGCCAAGAGAGCAGACUGCUGUCGGGCUGCCUGCUCCCAAACGUACCUCAAUGUUCCACGAACCAAUCCCCAAGACUUUGCUAGCAGUGCAAAGGUCUCCUUCAUAUUUGGAGAUCCUUCUUUGGACACUGUAAACCCCCAGAAUCUGGGCUAUCAGAGACUGAUGGACGACAGCUCCGAGAUCAUUGACCAUCACAGCCCCAUGUACAGGCGUCUGGAGGAGGACUUCAAGAUGAUGGACGCCAUAGAGGACGGGUAUCCGUACUCCACUAAAAUCUUUGGUCCUGCCGAAUGCAUCGAGGAGCCGCUUCUGCACGACAUCUGCUACGCAGAGACCACGGACGACGCGGAGGACGAUGAUGACAUCAGCUGCGAGGAAGACCUGGUCAUGAGUGACAUCGAUAAGCCAACCUUGUUGUCGCUGUCUGGGUCGAGUGAUGACAUCAUCGACUUGACAUCACUUCCCCCGCCUCCGGAGGGUGCAGAUAACGAGGAGGACAACGAUGUCCUCCUGGAUUCUCUGAACUUGGCCAUCGCCGCCCCUCCCCCAGGAUUCAGGGACAGUUCCGACGAAGACGAGCAGCCGGGGGUCGGCAAACAAGGGCCCCAGGGGGCCUGCGACGUUAUCCCUGUGUCGCUCAUUGAUUCGGUGCCCACCCACCGUGCAGAGGGACCUGUGGAGCCGCUGGACACGGCAAUGGUGUCCACUUUGCAGGCUCUAGAAGCUCUUGCUGCGUCCGAAGACCAGAGCCCGGCACAGUCGGAGAGCAGCCCAGGUGUAGAAAUAUCAAGAGCAUUCAGUCCCGAGUCGUCAGAUUCUGGAAAUGAAACAAACUCGUCUGAGAUGACAGAGAGCUCAGAGCUGGCCGCCGCCCAGCGUCACUCCGAUAACCACCUGAGGAUGAGUUCCUGCAUGGCGGAGGGAUACCAAGGACACGAGGAGAGGUCGGAUGCCAGGAGCGAGCGUGGUGCCAAGACUGUUAAGCAGAACCAAGAGGACCCCAAAUCCUCUGCUGUCGCCCCGUCCCAGCUUUGCCACUCAGACGGUGGCGAGAUGGAACCGGAAACGAUGGAGAUCAAAUCAGUCAGUGAAUACUUCACGAAGAUGCACAUGAGCUCCAUGAUGAGUCGGCAGAGAGGGAAGCAGAGGGAGCCGGAGAGCAGGAUCCACCGAGACUCCUCAGACAGGUCACAUGGGACCUGUCAGGACAUGGCGAGAGAGGAACCGCCUCAUCUUGUCGGGAAGUAUAAUGCCUUCACUGUGAGAGACGCCUACUACAUGAACCAGCUGGAUUUGGGCCGAACUCACUUCAAAGAGAGACAUCAAAAAUGGCAGCAGCGAGAGCCGGUGAACAAAAUGGAGAGAGAGAAUCCUGCUCCAGAAUGUGUGAACGAGUCACAAGCUUCCCACACAAACAGGUUGACAGUGAGGGGGGAGAAGCAGGACUCGGAGGAUGGGAGCCAGCAGCUACAUGCACAUCUCCACUCCCCAGCCAAAGGACAAGCGCCCGCUGAGGCAGAUGACACCUCGCAACAGGAUGGCGAGCAGCAGAAAGUCCGAAUCCCCCACUCAGAUCAAGAGGCCACGCGGUUGUACGAUUAUCAUGUGAACAAACGUAUGUCAUCCAUCCAGAGUGAGGGCGUGCAUUCACUACAGAGCUCACAGUGCUCCUCCAUAGACGCCGGUUGUAGCACUGGCAGUAGCAGCUGUGUGACACCGAUGGACUCGCCCCUGUGCACCACCGACAACAUGCAUGUGCUGUCAGAGUCGUCGCUGAAGGGGCUGGCUUACGCCACGGCUGAGGAGAAGACAGGCAAAGCCGGCCACGUCAUCGACCCCACAUUGUUGAGGAAGAUCCACGCUGUCACCAGUGCCGAGCCGUCGAUGGCACGGGAAGGGACCCACAAAAAGAUGAAGGAAACCACAGCUUGGACACAGCUGAAGAAGGUUGGGGAAGAGUCAUCCUUAGCUCGCUGUAAUGAGACCACCGCCACAGCCAUGUCACCAUCCUCAUUACGAAGUAGCACACAGCCCAGCGGCCAAACAGUGGCUGGACCCGAGCCUGACCGACGAGGCAUAGACCUCCCCGCAAGCAAAUCUUCCUGUGAUCUCAUGGCCGGCAGCCUCAGGAGGCCUUGCAAGAGCCGCACUCUCAGGAGGACUUGGAGCACCAUCAUGCCAGGAACCAGAAGCCUGGAGUCACUGUUAGAUAAGACCAAAGCUACUCUAGCCGGGCGAGAAGAAGGUCAGAAAGUGUCAGCUAAAGAUGCCUCCAAAGUUCAGAAGAUAUUCUCUGCCAAGGCUUUAGCCCAGAGUUCAUUCCAAGCUUCGAUCACCUUUGACCCAUCAAGUGUGAGGCCGAGAGAGGGGCCUUCUGCUGCCCUGCCACAGUCGAGGUUGGACGGAGCUGAGCGUAGGCGCCAUAGGCCCUUCAAUUGCUGGUUCACACGGAGCAAAAAAAAUUCUGACGACAAAAGCAGAGAGCGAAAAUCCACCGUCCACAGCAGCGGGGAGGAAACGAGCGUGGCCGGAAAAGGUGCGGCGACCAGCGGCAUGAGCUUGGAAGACAGGCUGUCACGUGUUAACUCCAUGAAGGGGAAAACCUACAGCCUACAGACAGGAUUUGCACUUGCACAGAGCGAUGCCUUAGAGAUCAUGAACUUGGUGCGCUGCAGUGUCGUGCCCAGGGGUCAGGGGUCAGGGGUCGACGAAGACGUCACGCAGCUGCUCAUCUCACAGGCCAAAAUGUUGAGCAACUCCUGCAGUCAGAUGGCUGUGGAGUAUCGAAGCCCGGAGGAGUUGCUGCUCACUCUGACGCACAGCUUCCACACACUCUGUUGCCUCGCACAAGCCUGCAUGUCACUUUUGGAAGGCCUGGGCGUGGAGAGCGAGCGGCGCCAGGCGGUCGCCAUGGUGGACGAGGUGGUCGUCAACUAUGUGUGUCUGCUGAAAGCUGCAGAAGAGGCUGCAGUGGUGUCCCCCAGCGAUCAGAGUGUGAGCGCCUUGACUCGCCACUCAGCCACCACGUCCACUAUUCUAAACUCACUCACUCACUUUGUGACAACGAUGCUCAGCAAAUAAGCAGUUUGGUUCGGUGUACUGAUCUGAAAGCCAUAUAACAGAGGUGAGUGUAAACUACAAUGCAAAUGGCAGCCGGAAAAAACAAUGCCUUGUGUACACUAUAUUUUAUUUUGUAAAGGAGAAAUUUAUGAAAGUUUUAAGAAGAUUAUAUAAUAAUAAUCCUAUAACCCUCAGCCAAAAAUAUAACAACCAAUGUGUUAUUAUUCUUUUUCAUUUGUUGGAAGCAUCUUUGUUCACAAUAAAAGUGUAUAUUAUUGAGAGAGAUGUUCUGCUCAUUGCACAGUAAAUACUCUUAAAGUUACUUACUGUAUAACACUGUGUACACUUUGUUAUUUUGUCAUUACAGAGAUAAAACGUUUUGAAACAUCAUCAGC